Molecule: messenger RNA, 866 nt
Organism: Schistosoma turkestanicum
Lineage: Eukaryota; Metazoa; Platyhelminthes; Trematoda; Strigeidida; Schistosomatidae
Source: the annotation of a GenBank genome assembly
AUAAUGUUGAUCAUGUUCAUACUACUACUACUAGUAAUACUACUAAUGAUGAUAAUAAUAUCAGUAAUAAAACUGAGGAAUUGUCCAUUCUGUCUGAGGACUCAGAACUUCUCAAUGUUACUUGUUAUCAUCACUCUCCCCAAUGUGGUGGUGUUGGUGGUGAUGAUCAUGAUGUUGUUGUAUUGGAUUCAAUGACAAGUUCAUUAUGCAAUAAUACAAUUGAUACUACAACCAGUAUUACUACUUCCCCUACUACUUCAACUACAACUACUCAUACUACUCAUGAUAUUAAAGUAGUAGUCAAUGAUGAUGAUGACGACGAUGAUGCUGAAAAAUCAUUAAUAACAAAUAAAUACAAUUUAAUUUAUGCUACACUUUUACAAUUAGAGCAUAAAUUAAAUUGCAUUUCAAUGAAACUUGAAAAUAUGGAAUUAAACGACGACAAUGACGACGACCGCCGUGGCCGCCGCCAACAACAACAACAGUAUGUCAAUGAAUUGAAUCAUAUUUUUCAAUUAUUACUAUUAAUUAAAAAAGAUACAGCAGAAAUUGAUGAUUACAUUGUAUCUAAUUGGCAUGUAAAUAAUAAUAAUAAUAAUCAGUCAUUGUCAAAGAUGAAUGACGAGGAGGAUGAUGUAACGAAUAAUAAUAGUGUUACAACGAAUUUGAAUGUUGAUGCUACUGAUCCUGAUGAGUAUGUGGUUGUAUCAAAGUCAAUUGGAAACAAUCAAUCUAUACUGGAAAUAAAUUCAGGUAAUUGGAUUUGUAUUUUAUUUUUGAAAAAUAUAUGGCUCACUCAGGAGGAUAAUUUUGUCGAGUUAUGCUCUGGAUGUUAUAAUUGUAGAAGGCUUGUCUUUUUAGAGUAG